Messenger RNA from Brassica rapa (field mustard), 659 nucleotides. RefSeq lists its product as uncharacterized. Lineage: Eukaryota; Viridiplantae; Streptophyta; Magnoliopsida; Brassicales; Brassicaceae. The record is from RefSeq and is a predicted model, not a curated record.
UAAUAAUUUCAAAAAAUACCAAUUCGUAUCCUCUCAUUGCUGAAAAAUUCAGAAACGCGUUUCCUUUUGAUCGCAGAGAGAGAGAGAGGGAGACAUGUCGUCGUAAUCUCUCACCCUUUAAAUCUCUCUCUCUUUCUCCCUUUCACGAACCCUAGAUUCUCCAUUUCUUUCUUCCUCGACACAUUCAUCAUCAAAACCCAAUCUCUUCUUCUUUCCCUGUUUCAAUAUGUGUCCUUUGAGAUUCCUAUUGGUGUUCUUCUCUGCGGUUCUCGCCGGAUACUUCGCGUGGAAGACGGUGAGUUCUUCUUCGCCGGAACUCAUCGGAGACGACGACGACUCACCCGUCGAAUUGAAUGAUAAACAAGGACUCUGUUUCAGAAAGAGGAUGGAGAAUGGGUUCUGGGUGUUCGUCGACAUGGCCAGCGGAAAGUACCUUUGGCGGAAUCUCAAGGAGAUGAGAGACAAGUCUCAAUGAAGAAGAAAGCUUUAUUACAAAAAUUUCAUCUUUUUUUUUUCUUUUUGGUAUUGUGCAGCAGAAUGAUAUAAUAUACUUAGACGAGUUGUUCUAAUUCAUCUCUUUUGAGUUUUGUAAUUUUGAUUAAUUUUGUUUGUAAUCUGGAGUUUGUAACUUUCAAGCAAUAGACACUUUCUCCAUCAUA